GUGUGAGUGACGGUAAGAAACAACACUUUGUGGCACAAAGUACGUAUGCUCUAUAUACACAGUAAACUAACAGUGAUCGGACACCGACUCGACGAUCCUUCCUCCCCGGGAUGACGGGAAAUCGGCCAGAAGUUGGGCAACCGCCUUAAAUGGAUUGUGUUGGGCAAAUAAAGCUGCAGAUCAUGGGCCACCAUGCGUCGGUCCUCUGGGUUUUUCUGUUCUGUACUUCACUCCUGCAGACUCUUGAUCCUUUUGUUCUCGACUGAGAUACCUGCAUAUACUCCAUCUGCUGUCAAAUAGAUAAGCACCCCACCAUCAUGCCUGUGAUCUCGCGUAUUGUGUCGGUCGUGCUCCGCGUGGCUGAGAUUUUCUUCGGUGCUAUCGUUGCCGGUAUCAUCGGUCACUACCUCGACAAGCUCGACAACAUCGAUCCCUGGCCCCAGGCGAGAUGGAUUUACACUGAAGUCGUCGCCGGUGUAUCGAUACUGCUGGCUCUGCUCUGGCUGAUUCCUUGCUCGUUUGGCUUCUUCUUGUUCCCAAUUGACAUUAUCCUCUCCCUCGCCUGGUUCGCUGCUUUCGGUAUCCUCGUCGACGCCAUUCAUAAGCUCAACUGCGGAAGCAUCUGGCACUGGAACAACUUCUUGAGUGGUGAUACUUGCGGUCGCUGGAAGGCUGCUGAGGCUUUUGCUUUCAUCUCCGCCAUUGUUUGGCUCGCUUCUGGCAUCGUGGGCGUCUGGUUCACUUUCCGCAAGGAUGGCUCCACCGGUCGUCGCCGCUGGAACCGCUCUGCUGUCUAAGCACAAUGCUGUGUCUGCAAUCGCAGAUUUCGGUUCUAUGCCUAGUGAGCGUGAAUCGACGGAUAAAGACCGAACAUACCCAACAACGGUGCAACGGUUCUAUUGGACCUGUGUUCCUAAUAUCUUGAUAUAAUUUGCAGCCAUAUUCGCCUACCCUUGCAGCUCAAUCGGUGGAACUGUGUUGGAUUGGCGAUGGCUGAUAUUGAUGAAUUUAUGUUGAUACCCCUGUGGCAUGCUGAUGAUGAUGAUUCGUGGCAUGUAGGUGGCAGCUAUUGUCGCUCGUUAUGUUGAUGUUAGAUCUAAUCUUAAUAUGAUAUUGCAUCCCUAU
Molecule: messenger RNA, 1125 nt
Organism: Aspergillus ruber CBS 135680
Lineage: Eukaryota; Fungi; Ascomycota; Eurotiomycetes; Eurotiales; Aspergillaceae
Product: MARVEL domain-containing protein
Exons: 5
Coding region: 318-797 (159 amino acids)
Cellular component (GO): membrane
Source: RefSeq, a predicted model, not a curated record